Molecule: messenger RNA, 1752 nt
Organism: Pseudophryne corroboree (corroboree frog)
Lineage: Eukaryota; Metazoa; Chordata; Amphibia; Anura; Myobatrachidae
Product: cytochrome P450 2J4-like
Exons: 9
Coding region: 24-1490 (488 amino acids)
Biological process (GO): xenobiotic metabolic process
Cellular component (GO): intracellular membrane-bounded organelle; cytoplasm
Molecular function (GO): iron ion binding; heme binding; oxidoreductase activity, acting on paired donors, with incorporation or reduction of molecular oxygen, reduced flavin or flavoprotein as one donor, and incorporation of one atom of oxygen
Source: RefSeq, a predicted model, not a curated record
UUGAGCGCUGACAACCAGCCAGCAUGGAGCUCAGCACUGCUCUGAUACUGGGACUCAUCCUCCUGGUAAUUCUAUGGAGGAAACUGUCUCGGCCAAAGGGUUUCCCUCCUGGUCCCCCAGCCCUGCCCUUACUGGGCAACCUUCUGCAGAUGGACUUCACAAACCCCCUGAAGAACAUGAAGGAGUUCUCCAAGUCUUACGGUCCAGUGUUCAGCAUCUACCUGGGGCUUACUCCGGCUGUGGUGGUUCGUGGGAUAAAAGAUCUUAAAGACGUUCUGGUUACUAAGGGUAGUGACUUCGCAGACAGGCCUCAGAACAGACUCACACUAGCCGUCUCAGGAGCCAGAGGUCUGGUGCUUGCUCCAUACGGCCAAGCAUGGAAGGAGCACAGACGCUUCACCCUGUCCACACUCCGGAAUUUCGGGCUGGGUAAAAAGUCUAUGGAGGAGAGAAUCUGUGAGGAGAGCACACACCUGAUUCAGGAACUAAAACACAAUAAAGAUAAUCUGUAUGACCCGCACUUUGUCGUGGAUAAUGCUGUGUCCAACAUCAUUUGUUCCAUUGUGUUCGGGAGGCGCUAUGAGUAUGAUGACCCAACGUUCAGAGAUAUUCUUAACCUUGUCCAUGAACAUAUGAAGCUGGCAACAGGUUUCUGGGCUCAGCUGUAUAAUGCCGUUGGAUUUGUCAAGCAUCUUCCCUUACCACACCAGAAGAUCUUCAGAAAUGUCAAAAUAGUUUUUGCAUUCCUUGGAAAGGUGUUAGAGGAACACAAAAAAACCAGGGUGCCUGGACAGGCCCGAGACUACAUAGACUUCUAUCUGGAAGAACUGGAUAAGGACCAGGACGGCAGGAACAAGCCAAGCUUUGAUGCAGAGAAUCUGUUCACGUGUAUGGUAGAUCUGUUUGUUGCUGGGACGGAGACGACGUCGGCCAGUCUGGAGUGGUCUCUUCUUUAUCUGAUGCUCCAUCCGGACAUUCAAGACAAGUGUCGGGAGGAAAUAAAUAAGAUUCGGGGAGACAGAGAACAUCUCGACUAUGAGGACAGAGUGAGGAUGCCGUACACACAGGCUGUGCUGCAGGAAGUCCAACGCUUUGCCUCGAUUGUGCCACUGGGUGUCGCUCACUCACCCAUAAAGGACGUGCAGCUGAACGGCUAUACCAUCCCAAAGGGAACGAUGAUUAUAACAGACCUGUCCUCAGUGCACUAUGACGAGAGCCAGUGGAAAUACCCACAUGAGUUUAAUCCAGAGAAUUUCCUGACCAAGGAGGGAGAACUGGAGAAAGUUGACUCCUUCCUGCCCUUCUCUGCAGGGCCUCGAGUUUGUCUGGGGGAGAAUCUCGCCCGCAUGGAGAUCUUCCUUUUCUUCACCGCUAUGCUGACGCACUUUGAGUUCCAAUGGCCAGACAAGUCGCCCCCGGACCUCACACCAGUGUUUGGAGUUUCUCAGGCUCCUAAACGUUUUAAGAUGCGGCUGGUGCCGCUCACAUAGAACAGAUCGUCAGAUACGUGGGGAGGAAAAUCACGCCUCACGGCUCCCCUGUGCUUCAGGAAUACCAGCUCUGAUUUGCCGCUGAAGUUUCUUUGAUACUAGUUUUUCGCUUGUAUUACUCAGAAUGUGACUCAUGUAUACUGUAAAUCUGUAUGUGUAAAUCUAUCUCCUGUUUGUCACUGGGAUGGAACAUUUGUAUAAUGACAGUACUAAUACAUACACUGAUUUGUGCAGACCGGUGAUAAAAAUAUUUUGAAAUAUG